This is a messenger RNA of Oncorhynchus nerka (sockeye salmon), 2295 nucleotides long. Its product is annotated as small ribosomal subunit protein mS37-like. The coding region runs from base 170 to 541 and encodes 123 amino acids. Gene Ontology annotation, cellular component: mitochondrial ribosome; nucleoplasm; mitochondrion. The transcript has 3 exons. Gene Ontology annotation, molecular function: RNA binding. Lineage: Eukaryota; Metazoa; Chordata; Actinopteri; Salmoniformes; Salmonidae. The record is from RefSeq and is a predicted model, not a curated record. Gene Ontology annotation, biological process: mitochondrial translation.
AAUAUACGACCAAAGAUGGCGCCCCACGUUUGUCUCUUGUGAGGAAAUGUUGUUAGAGACAAUACUAUUUCACGUAUCUAGGCAGUUUUGCGAUAGUUUAUUGUGAAAGCAAGAUAUUACAUUUAUAUUUUCGCUAUUUACGUGUGAUAAUUUAUUUGUGCAAGCCGCAAUGGCGAUGCAAGGUGGGACUGCGCUUCAGGAGAAGGUCAGUCGGAUGUUGAGCAGAAAGCAUAAAAAGCCCGUUCUGAAACCCAACAAGCCGCUUGUUCUGAAAGAUGAGGUCGCCAACAGGAAAAUUAAGAAAGGGGAGGCCACAUGCGUCACAGAGAUGUCCAUGAUGAUGGCGUGCUGGAAGCAGAACAACUUCGUCGACACCUUCUGCUCCAAUGAAAUGCAGUCCUUCUAUAAGUGUGUUGAGAAAGCCCAGAUUGCAGUGAAAAACAAAUCAGAGCAACACACCAUUGGCCAGAGUGGACGCCUUCAACCCAAACAAGCUACUAUCCUGCUGAAAAGAUACCCCAACUUACACGUAGAAAUCUAGGACUACUCCCAGCCCUACUACUACGAUGUAUUAAUUGACAAAGGUUGUGGGCCAGAGAAUCUUAACCACCCUGCCCACUGUCCUCUGUUAUCAUGCUUGGCCUUUGUGGCCAACUGGGGUCUCUGCUAGUUCUUACGGUAAAGAGGAAGUCUCUUAGAUCACAGAAACAUCACCAACGUUCCACGAAUGCUAGACGUGAUUCAUCAACAAAGUGAAUUAAGUGGAUUUAUUGUGCUGCAGAUGCACUUCUUGUGAUUGCCAUGUUAAAUUGAGUACGCUGUUAUAGGUCAUCAUAUAAAACAGUACCAUUAAAAUGGCUUCAGUCACAAAAGAAGAUUCCUACGAAUAUGUAACUUCACUCACUGUCUAGUAUUUUGAAGAGCAUUUUCAUUACGCAUUCAGUUAUUGCUAUAUUAUUGCAUGGCUUUUUAAGAUUCCCUAUUAAUUUACAUUUCUCAAAUAACGAUCAAGGACAUUUGUUUUCAUAACAUGACAUGAUAUCGUGUGUGUGCCCUGGAUGAAAUAUAGUGUGAAUGACUUAUCUCAGUGUCCUGAGUUGACUCCCAUAAAAUGUAUUUCCCUUUAAAAAUGAUCUAAAUAAAUCCAUACUGCACAGACAGUGGUUGCUAACGAUAUUAAGAUAUUAGUGACCUCUGCAGUAUUUAAUUAUGGUUAUUUUGUUGCAUUUCCUCUGGAGUGCACCACCACCGGACAUUCACCUCAAUAGGAUACCUAUUUUGAGUUUCCAAUGGAUCACUCAAAUGUAAUUUGAAACACUCCUGAUAUAGUUGAAUUGCCUAGCUGUUCUGUAUUAUUGGCCAAUUUUCCAGAUAGGAUUACAUGCCAGGAAGCAAAGCCCAUUGCAGGUCAUAGUCUUAUAGGUAUUGGAAAUCAUAUUAAGAUGACUGAGGUACCAAGACAAUAUCUCAGUGACCGACUAAUGUCUACUGGAAUAUCAGCUCCAGUUUCCAUUACCUUAUAAUUCACUCCUUUUUAUAACUCACUCCUUAUAAUUCAAGUCCUUUUUAUUCAGGCAAUGGUUUUUAGGAAACUGCUAAAUCCUCUAUCAGAUUUGGGGGGUCCUCAUUAUAAAAAGAGAAAAGUUGCCAUCUCGCUCCACCCACGGUGCCCCCCAUUUCCUUGCCUAUUUAUUUCCUGCUAAACGUGCAUACUGAAAUGGAAAUGCUUUCCUUUGUCAUCAGCACUCGUGCAGAUGGGUUUGAUCAAACCACCACAAAAUAGUAAUUCACUCUAGGGCUGAGUCCGACCUGAGUUAAGCUUGCAUAAAUGGAGCGCAAUUCCCUCAUGAACUUUUCUCUAUAUGUGUAUUCUGAGCUUGAAUUUAAGCAGGAGAAUAGAAUGCUAUUCACCUGCUAUUCAUUUGGGUGGAGAUCAAAUGAAUAAAGGUGUGGUGGAGGUGUCUAUAGAUAAGCAGUAUUCUGACCUUGACUUAAUUCCCUAAUAAUUCCCCCACCUUACACACAAGGAAACCAUGAAUAAGGUCUAGUGAACCUACCGGUUCCAUGUAGAAAAAGCAUCUACCUAUUUUUUUUUGACUGAAAUAACACCAUUCUCCAUGCACUAAUUUACAACUUGAUAAGAGCUAGGUAAAUUAGUAAUAUGUUUGGGUAAGGGAAUUGUAUAUAUAAAUAACUUGAUUUAGAUCUAUACCAAGCAAAAAUAUAAACGCAACAUGUAAAGUCUUCAUCCCAUGUUUCAUGAGCUGAAAUAAAAGAUCCCAGAACUUUUCCACA